This is a messenger RNA of Tetrahymena thermophila SB210, 3414 nucleotides long. RefSeq names its product kelch motif protein. Gene Ontology annotation, molecular function: protein binding. The record is from RefSeq and is a predicted model, not a curated record. The transcript is spliced from 11 exons. NCBI's taxonomy places the organism in Eukaryota, Ciliophora, Oligohymenophorea, Hymenostomatida, Tetrahymenidae.
AUGUAAAAAUUAAGUUAUUUAUCAAUUGCUUCACUGCCUAAUUAAUGCUUUUUUAUUACUGGAGGAGUAGACUUAGAAGAGCAAAUUAUAUAUCCUAAUUUUACUGGAGGAAGGAUAUAUGGAGAUGAUUAAUCAUCAGUGUUGAGCUGUUGUGAAACUUAUGAUUUUACUUUAAAAAAAUGGUAGUUUAUAUCUCAACUCAAUAUACCUAGAUUUUCUCAAGGAAUGAUAUAAGUGAAUGGUAAAAUAUAUGUUUUUGGUGGCAAUGAUGGUAAAGAAGACCUUUGCUCUUUUGAGAUAUUUAAUUAAGAUACAUUAAAAUGGGAUUUAAUUAUUCUUGAAAAUAGUUUUAUUAAGAUAAGAGACCCGUAUUUAAUUACUGAAGAUAAUUAAAAUGUAAUUAUACUUAGUAUGUAUAAUGAUGAUAAUGACAGUGAAAAUGAAGCAGAUGAAGAUUAAGAUAUUAAGUUUAACUAGUUAUAAUUGAAUUAAAGCAUAUGGAAAAUUAAUUUAUAAAAUCAUAAAUUGUAAGAAAUAGGGUAUUUAGAAAUUUAAGAGUAUGGGAAAAACAUUAUUUAUUUUAAUAUUUAUGAAAAGUAAAUAAAUAUUUUGAAUCAUAGUAAUAAAAAUAUAUUAUUACAGACAUUAUCUGACAUAAAUAUAUUUAAUACAAAUUGUAUAAAAUUACCUUAAGAACUUAAUGGGAAGUCUUUGAUGAGAUAUGCAACAAGUUAAAGAUAUUUUGAAAUGGAUGCAGGGGUAAAAAAUUUUUAUCCGAUUGAAGUUUGUAAAGACAUCUUACAAAUAUUUGAUGAAAAUAGAUCUUAAAUCUUAAAAUCAGUAAAACUUGAUAAAAUUUUAGAUGAAAUCAUUCAAAUAGUUGAAUUAACUUGUGGAAAAGUUUAUUUGCUAUUAUUUAAUGUGCUUGAAUUUAGUAUUGAGAUAGUGAUUUAGAUAGAAGACGAUAUUUCAAGUUAGGUAGGAAUUUCUUCACAGCCUUUAGUCAGUUAAUUUACUGUUAAAAAUUCUGAAGAGUUUCUCUGUCUUUUAGAGAAAUAAAAUUUUAUUUAAACAAAAUGUUUACAAAAUAUAAGUUAACUUAAUAAUUUCAUUGAAAAAACAAAUUAAAUAUAUGAUAAAACUCCAAAUUAAUGCUUUUAAAUUUCAAGAGGUUAUCUUAAGGAUUAAGACAUUAUAUUAAAUGAAUAUUAAAUUAAUCUAAAUAGAGAUUUAUGCAAUUUUGAUGAUUAUUAUUAUGUUUUUGUGAUUACAGAUUAAGGAGAAUAUAAAGUAUUGACAUAUUCUGUUAGCUGCCAAUAUUUUAGUUUAUUGAACGUUAAUUAAUAGUAAUAUUAACAUAUUAAUCAUUUCAAAAACUCUAAGAGUGACGAUUAGAUUAAAGCUGGAAAAAUUUAAUUUCCCUGUUUUUACAGGUAAUGUAAGUGCAUUAAUAUUCGCAGUUAAAAAAUAUUGCUGGUAGGUGGGAUUGAGGAGAAAUCAAUUACUGGGAAUGCAGUUAAAAAGGUUAUAAUUUAUGACACUAAUAGUUAAUAAUUUUCUUAUGUUCAAGAUAUGAACCAGCCUAGAGUAAAUCAUUAGUUGGUUGUUCAAAAUAAUUAUAUUCUAGCUAUUGCAGGAAGAACAAACUUUCACCAAAAUAUAGCAUUACAAACAGUUGAAAGAUACAAUUACUUAGAAGAUAAAUGGGAAUUCACAUCACCAAUUAACUAACCAAGAUAUAAUUUUGCAGCUUGUAAUGUAAAUUAAAAAAUUUAUAUCAGUGGAGGAACUCACAACUAAGAUCUAUUAGAUUCAAUCGAAGUGUUUGAAGGGUAAGAUUGGAAAAUACUACCUGUUAAAUUACCUAGUAAGAUGGAGGGACUGAGUAUGAUAACCUAAAAUUUUUAUGAAAUUGUUAUAUUAGGUGGUCAAAAGAUUAAAAAAUCAAAGCAGAUAUACAUUCUAAAUGUAAAUGAUUUUAGCUUACACGAAUCAAAAUCAAAGUUGAAUACAGGAAGAUCACAUUUUCAUGCGUUUAAUUAUAAAAAUAAAAUUUUAUUGUUAGGUGGAAAAUAUAAUUUAGAGUUUGAUCUUGAGAAAAUCACAGGCAUUUUAAAUACUAACAUCCUGUAUAGUCAUUUGAUAAAAAGUGAUUUAAGUGAGUUUGGCGGAAGCCUAGCAAAUGGAAACUUUUUUAAUAAUAUAUCACAGCCAACACUCAAAGAAUCUGCAUUUCUUAAUAUAUUUGGUCAAUCUGGAGUAUAUUAUUUAAAUUUAAAGUCUCUUGAAUUAAAUCACAAACAACCAAUCGCUUUGUCAGGAAACAUUAUCUAAGAUUACUAAACAGCUAAAUAUUCUCAUGCUUGCAACAUAUUUGAUGGAAAAGUAUUUGUUAGUGGAGGAUUGAGCUAAAAUGACAAUCAAAUUGUAAAAGAUUGCUUUAUUUACUCUACUUUUACAAAUACCUUAGAAAAAGUAAGCAGCAUGAAUGAAUCAAGGUUUUUUCAUUGCUCAAUAUAUUCUACAGGUUUUGUCUAUGUAUUUGCUGGAAGGGGUUACAAAAAUUUGUAAAAGCAAGAUGAUGCAAAUUAUUCUUUUGAAGGAAGCUGCAAUGACCUCACAACAAUAUUAGAUAGUUGUGAAAAAUUUAAUUUAAAGAGCUAUCAAUGGGAAACACUACCUCGACUCAACUUUCCAAGAUAAUCAAGUGUAGCAUCAAUUUAUUAAAACAAGGUUUAUAUAAUUGGUGGUUCAAACGAAUAAAUCAAGGUCUAGUAAAUAGAAAGAUUAAAUGAAAAUACAGAUAGAUGGGAAAUAAUUUCUUUUUGUUUGAUAGAAGGGGUUGAAAGUUUUUCAUCAUUUUGGAUCUCUGAUUAAGAAUUUAUCAUUUUAGGAGGUGAGUAUGAUCAAAUUUCCUUUAAAAAUAGAGAGGAUAAAGAAGCUUAUGGAUCAAAAAAAAGCAGAUUAAAAGAAGGAGGCGAAAACGAACAACCUUAAGAAUAAGAUUAGUUCUGUGAUCAUAGUACUAUAAUAAUAUUAAAAAUGUAAAUCAUAAAUUUCUAAAGAGAAUUAACUACCUUAGAAUCUCCUUUAUUUUAGAUAGAAUAAGCUGGGAAUUAUUGUAAUGCUUCUAUUGGUAUUGAUAGGGUGCAAUUUAUAGAAAAUUUUAAACAUAUAAUUUAUUAUGCUCAACCCUCUUUAUAUAAAGUUGCUUACUGUGAUCAAUCAAUUUUAUUUGUACUAGAGAAUUAAGGGUUUACUUUAUCAACAGAUUAAAAAGAGCAUAACGAUUAGAAAUUUUAGCAUAAAUUUUUAGUAAAGAUGUCCAUUAAGCCACCAUACUAUUAUUUGAUCCCUAAGUCUAUCGAAGAAAGUGAAGAUUUUGCUCCAUAUCCUUUUACUUAAAGUUAUUGA